Molecule: messenger RNA, 3423 nt
Organism: Mytilinidion resinicola
Lineage: Eukaryota; Fungi; Ascomycota; Dothideomycetes; Mytilinidiales; Mytilinidiaceae
Product: P-loop containing nucleoside triphosphate hydrolase protein
Exons: 7
Coding region: 40-3423 (1127 amino acids)
Biological process (GO): double-strand break repair via homologous recombination
Cellular component (GO): Smc5-Smc6 complex
Molecular function (GO): ATP binding; ATP hydrolysis activity
Source: RefSeq, a predicted model, not a curated record
ACUGCACCUCAACCUCAUCACCAACGCCAGCAGUGCACCAUGCCCGGCCUCACCACGUCGCGGCGUCGUACUCGCGACCCUGACGAGUCCGAGGAUGAAAAUGUGUCCGACAGCGCCGCCAGCUCGUCCUCGAUGCGUUCGGGCGGAAGUAAACGUGCACGGCUUGAUGAUGACGCGCUCUCAGAGGAAUCUGAAAGCCCUGUUCUCCCAGACAGCUAUCGUAACCAGCCCCAAGCCAACGGCAACGGAGACUACACCCUUGAUCCUCACCAGCCCGGCUCCAUCGUGCGAAUCACCCUCACAAAUUUUGUCACUUACACGGCUGCGGAAUUCCUCCCUGGACCUAGUCUGAACAUGAUAAUUGGGCCAAAUGGAACGGGCAAGAGUACUCUCGUUUGUGCGAUCUGCUUGGGGCUGGGAUGGUCCGCAUCGAAUCUUGGAAGGGCAAAGGACAUAGUCGAAUAUAUCAAACACGGUGCUCGCGAAGCUGAGAUUGAGAUUGAAUUAGCAGGUGGCCGUCAAACCAAGGGCAAGAAUCCUGUUAUUCGCACAGUGAUCAAGAGAGAGGGUCAAAAGAAAGGAAACUUCUUUCUCAACGGACGAGCAUGCACGCAAAAGCAAGUCGUCGAACUUGCGAGGUCCUUUUCAAUCCAGAUCGACAACCUCUGCCAAUUUCUUCCGCAAGAUCGCGUCGUCGAAUUUGCCCAAAUGACUCCAGUGGAAAAGCUGAGGGCGACACAGCAAGCUGUUGCUUCGGAUGAGGUUGUCAAGAUGCAUGGGAAGCUUAUAGAGUUCCGACAGACCCAGAAAAGGGGUCAGGUUGACCAAAAAACCAGACAGGAUACUCUAAACGGUCUCUUGGCCCGACAGAACGCGCAGAGAGCGGAUGUGGAGCGCUUGAAAGAGCGACAGUCUCUUCUUACACAGGAAAACGCAUUGAAGUCCAUGAGACCAUUCAUUGAGUACCGCCAGGCAAAAGCUGAAGCCGAAGAGGCGAAGCAGGCCAAGAAAGAGGCCAAGGCGAAUCUCAUCCGGCUUCAACGGGAGGCUGGGCCAUCCAUGAGGGCUACCAACGCGAAGCAGGCCUAUCGAGACCAGAUCAAGGACGUACUCGCCAGCCGAAAGAGUGCAGUUCGGGCGACAGAAUUAUCCGCCGAUGGAUACACACAGAAGCUGCAGGCCAAAGAGGAAAAGAUCAAAGAAAUCGAAGCCAAGAUCGAAGCGGAGAAGAGAAGUGAUGACGGAAAUAAGAAAAAAAUUGUCACUCACGAAAGGAACAUCACUCGCCUCAAAGGACUAUUGGAAGAAGAGCCCGCACCAUUUGAUGCUCUUGAGUUCAAUAAGAAGAUACGAGAUAAGGAACGCCUGCAGAAGGACUUAGAGGACGCGAUCAGAGCAGGAAGAGAGGAGCAAGGAGAAAUCCGCCAGCGAGUCACGGAGCUAGGGCCUAGGAAAAAGCAACUCGAGAAAGAGCUUGAAGAACUCAAAUCGCAAAGUGGACAGCAAACCAACAAACUAAGAACUUUAUCGCCAGACACAGCCAAAGCGUGGACUUGGGUUCAAGAGAACGGCAAUCACUUUGAAGGCGAGAUAUAUGGGCCUCCUAUCGUCACAUGCAGUAUCAAAGACCCCCGAUACGCAGAUGCCAUCGAAUCUAUGAUUUCGAAAGGCGAAUUCUGCUCAUUCACUUGCUCAAGCAAGAAAGAUAUGGCGACUUUACAAAACGAAUUACUUGGCAGGAUGAAUCUACACGAUAUAAACAUUCGGAUGGCAACUCGUGGAAUUGGUCAAUGGGAACAUCCUAUCCCCAACGACGACCUGGCCGGCUAUGGCCUUGAGGCUUGGCUCAUUAACUUGGUUGAGGGCCCUGAGCCUGUACUGUCCAUGCUCUGCGAAAAUGCCAACCUUCAUAGGACUGCUGUCACGCGUCAGCGCGACACUAACGAGCAGUUCGAGAAAAUCCGCAAUAGCCCCAUCCAAACAUGGGUAGCAGGCCAGAAGUCGUUUCGGAUUCUGCAUAGGAAGGAUUAUGGAUCCGACGCCGUGUCGAUUAUGGUUCGGCCAAUCCACAAAGCAACUUACUGGACAGACCAACCCAUUGAUGCAGGGGCCGAGAGGGACAUCAAAGCUAAAAUUGGCGAGAUUGAAAUCCAGGCGGAGACAGAAAGGAAUAGUUUUGAAGAGUUGAGACAGAGGUUGCUGCCUAAGAACGAUGAGAGAAAGAAACUCAUGCAGGAAACGGUAUCACUCCGAAAGGAGAAAGACGAACGACAGAAACUCCUAAGCAAUUUCAGGCUUGUUCCUGAUCAGCUAGCUGACGCCGAGGCUGAGAAGAGCCGCAUCGAAACAGAGAGAGCGGAACUCAGGCAACGCAUCGCAACACUCAGAGCCGAGAUACAAGAUCUGCAACUCGAGAAGGGCCAGCUUGUGCUUGACUACGCUAAUGCAAUCGAGAAUCUGCGCAUCGCUUGCGUUGCCCUGAUGGAUGCUGAGAUUCUCUAUAUCGAAGCAUCUUCUGAAUUCGAGGCGGUUGCCGCGGAAAACAAGCACGUCCUCCAGAUGAUAGAAGAAACCCGCCAGGCUGAAGCAGACAUCACCGCGAAGGCUAAAGAUCUUAUUGAGAAAGCGAAGAAAUUGGCCCGGAAAUGUGAACAAGUCCACCACAAUCGUACUGUAGAGGAGGCGGAGUUUCAUGAAACACACUCCGCGAUCGAAACAAUGGAGGAGCUCAACUCGGAGAUUGAAUCCGUGAUGACUAGGCUGGAACUUAUGACGGAUGGAAAUCCUCGCGCCCUGGCUGAGUACGAAAAGCGUGCUCAGGAAAUCGAGAUAACGGAAGCGAAACUCAGUGAUCUGAAUGCAGAGCUUGAACAGAUACAGAAUGAAAUAACCGAAAUCAGGGCGGAAUGGGAACCGCAGGUUGACGCUCUCGUCGAGCGAAUCAGCGAUGGCUUCUCAAGGAACUUUAAGAAGAUUGGAUGUGCUGGUCAGGUUCAAAUUGACAAGCACGAGGACUUCGAUCAGUGGGCCAUCGAAAUCCUAGUCAGAUUUCGCGAGAAUGAGGAGCUGGCCAUUCUAGAUUCCCAUCGCCAGUCUGGUGGAGAACGUGCCGUUUCGACGAUCUUCUACCUUAUGGCCCUGCAAGACAUGGCCCGAUCGCCUUUCCGCGUCGUCGACGAGAUCAACCAAGGUAUGGACCCUCGCAACGAACGCAUGGUCCAUGAGCGCAUGGUAGACAUUGCGUGCCAGGAGCGCACGAGCCAAUAUUUCCUCAUCACACCAAAGCUUCUCAACGGUCUUAAGUUCCACCCCAAGAUGAAAGUCCACUGCAUUGCCAGUGGCGAGUACAUGCCUGAAGAUUACAACGAUCUAGACUUCCCGAGCUUGCUAGAAAUCGCGAUGAGGGUCAAGGGGCGGGCUUGA